Messenger RNA from Rhagoletis pomonella (apple maggot), 2177 nucleotides. It is a transcript of the gene Rsph4a, whose product is annotated as radial spoke head protein 4 homolog A. The coding region runs from base 21 to 2177 and encodes 718 amino acids. NCBI's taxonomy places the organism in Eukaryota, Metazoa, Arthropoda, Insecta, Diptera, Tephritidae. Gene Ontology annotation, cellular component: radial spoke; axoneme. The record is from RefSeq and is a predicted model, not a curated record. Gene Ontology annotation, biological process: cilium assembly; cilium movement involved in cell motility; axoneme assembly. The transcript is spliced from 4 exons.
AAAAGCAAGAGCAAUUUGAAAUGGAGUUGGAUCAACAGCAAUCCUGUGAUGGUUUCACCAUGGACACAACUUCAAGCUCCAAUAUUAAUUUUCCUUGUGGCCGUUUCAUGGGCAAAGUAGAGAAACCGGGCAAAACAGACAAAUCAGAUGAGGCAGAGAAUCCAUGUGCGCCUAUAUUUUCCACCUCCACCUCUUCCUCAUCGUCCAAUACUUUGUUGAGCCAAUAUUUCGACGCUGAGUGCCAGAAGCACGAUCACACACGCAAAGAACCGCCCAACAUUGGCUACGAGUUGAAUGUGGCUAAAGCUAUUAUGCAAAAAUAUAGCAGUAUCAGCGGCGAUAACUUAUUUGAUCACUUAUCAGACAUUAUCAAGCGAGUCAUCGAUGAGCGACCACCAAAUGUAAUUGAUUUCUUCGAAGAAUUCAGUCGUAAUGUACGCGAACAGAAGCUACAUCUGCCAGAGCGAUUUCCACCAGAUGGAGUUUUCGAAGAGUCUCGCCUCUAUCGUGUGGCCAAAAAGAUGCUUUUAUCUAUGAAGUUACCCGUAUACGAUUCGAACGAGCUGCCAUUGGCUGCGGAGGCAAUUCCUUCAGAGGAGUCCAAAUCGACAAUUUUGGGAGGUUUAAAACUUGAUAUUUUGGACAUGAGCCGUUUCGUAACAUUCAACGAGCGUGUACAACACUUGCAAUUCUUUUGGAAUCAAUGCGGCUUCGGCAUCAAUCCAGAUGACAUAUUUCAACUCGCUUGCUCCAUGGAUCGUUUACAAAUGCAUCCAUCGAUUAUGCAAUGCCGUUUCUGGGGAAUGAUGAAUGGUCUCAAAGCCUCUUAUUAUGUAGUGGAGGCAUCAUUGUCGCAUGAAGAAGUACUCUCGCGAGCCGAACAAAUGACAGAGGAGUUACAAGAAUACAAUAAGGCGAUGAUGGCGCGUAUGCUAUCACCCGAACAGCCAGUACCAACUUUUGUCGGCCCUGAGCUAACACCAGGAAAUAUGGGUUGGGACGACCAUCCGAUUGAAGAUUUGGAGAAAAUGGUGCCAGUUGUUGCGCCAAUACCAAUAGUCGCAGUUAAAGAAGUAUUCGCUAUACCACCUGAAAUCGUCGGUACGGGCACUAAUCGCUUUUCGUAUUUUGUUGUGAACUCCGUUUCGGAUGACUGGAUAGAGUUGCCUAUGGUAACACCUAAACAAAUCAAUGCCAGCCGCCAAAUUAAAAAGUUUCUUACGGGCGAUCUUGAAGCUGACAUUGUAUCUUAUCCUUGCUUUCCGGGCAAAGAGAAGCAUUACUUGCGUGCACUCAUCGGUCGAAUUACCGCCGGUACGUACAUUGCGCCAAAUGGUUACUAUCGCAAAAUGACGAAGAAGGAAAAACGUGCAUUCGAUGGAUUUGAAGACGAUGAGGAGGAGGAGGAAGAAGACGACGAACCAAAUGAUUUGGGCGAGGGGGAAGAAGAAGAAAUCGAUAAUGAUGUUACGCUGUUAAAAAAUGAAAAAUAUGAACCGGAGCAGCUAGAAUAUCUUACAAAUCUUGAGAAAUGGUUGCACGUACGUCCGAAUUUAUUACUUCAGGGACGUGUGGUUUGGUUCGAUGAAUUGAAGGCGAAAAAAGAACGCGAUAAGAUAUUGGAAGGUUUGCGGAAACAAAUGCGUACAGAGGAAAUGGGAGAAGAAGAGGAAGAUUUAGAGCAGGAAGAGGAAGAUGAGGAUGUGGAUGAGGAUGAGGAGGGUGAAGAAUUAUCCUCACCCGAAGUUGGACCACCAAUACUUAAUCCAAUCUAUUUCGAUAUUAGCGAUCAGUACACCAUGCCAUGGGUAACACGUUUCACCAGCAAGUACACCAAUAAAAACGAACGCAUACUUGUCAUGCAAUCGAACAUUUGGCCGGGUGCCUACACAUUCACCUAUGAUAAGCUAUGCGAAUCGAUUUAUAUCGGUUGGGGCCAUAAGUAUGUGGCACGUAAUAUGCCAUUCGUUCAUUUGGCGCCUGUGAUGGAUGAGUAUCCACAUGGCGAGGCGGAUUUUAUAGAGACAACCGAUCCCACACCCGAAGAGGAGGAGGCCUAUCGUCUAAGUUUGCUCAAGAAACAAAAGAAAGUGGGUGAUGGUGAGCAUUUGAGUGAAUAUGAUGAAGAGUAUUUGGCUGACACAAGCACCGAUGACGAUGAUGAUGAUGAUGUAUGA